AUGCUCAUGGACCUUCUGUCUGAGAUACAAAAUACCUCUCCGGAGAACUACGAGACAAUCUACAUAUUGGCAACUCGAGUGUACUCUGUUCUUACUGAGAAGACAGGUCCUAAUCGCCUAUUUGGUGAGCAAGGAGGGUUCUUGAUCGUGGGACAACUCCUUGCUGCCAUCCAACGCGGGCGCGAUUUAACUGAUGAAACUUCAUGCGCAUGGAUUUCUCGCCUGCUACUACUCACGCUUCAGAUUCUGACCGAUGCGAUUACUUGGAGCCGCCGCAACUUGCUUUCCUUCGAGCGCUUGUUGGGGUGGGAUAGUCUCGUGGCAACACUGAUGGAAGCUGUGCCCUCGUCCUUGCCAAGUCGUGCCAUCGCUAUGCUCUUUGGAUUAGCCCUGGGCCAGGUCACCUCUGGCAUCGAUCAGUUCAGGCUGGUGAGCGAAGCAAUACGGGACGGACCAACAUCCAGCAGACUGACACCCUGUUUAUCUAUCGUACACCCGCCUGCCAUAUAUGCAGCUGUCGCUCUCGCUGAAGAAGACCACAUUAAGCCAAAUAUACGCGAUUCUACUUACACGCUACUUCAUGACAUCUUGGUUGCCGACGAACGCAAUACCAGUUUGCUUUCGCGAACCCGUGUGCCUUCCCUGCUUCUUCGAGCGUGGCUGAACGGCAAACAUCGUUCGAAUGAGGCAUCCAUUUUGCGCCUGCUCUGGCAGGAUGGCAUCAAGCGUGCAGAAGAUGUACGCACCAUUUUUAAGCACUUAAUGCAUUCUUCCCUCGAUAAUGAAUGCGAGUUACUUCGUCUUUUAUACGAUGUGGCUGUCUCAGCUCAUCAUCCUGCCUCACUUACUAUGCAUGCAAAAGCCGCAUCCAAGGACUACGGUAUCGCAGGCAUCCACAUCCGAGAACUGCCCCGUCCAUUUCCUUCCAAUGAUCCUACCUCGGCCGGGUUCUCUCUGGCAAUGCUGUUUCACGUCGAGCACACUAUUUCUAGUGCUACGCUGGAUCUAUUUCGUCUCGAAAGUGCACCUGCGCAACCCAUGCGUCUUGUCCUCGACAUGACUUCUGGUACUCUCAUGUACGAUCCAGGUGGUCAUGCCCAACGGCCAUAUUCCCUUCUUCGCGCUCGACUAAAACAGGGUGCCUGGCAUUCUGUGGUACUCACACAUUCCAGAUCUAUGCCCCGCGUCGCAUCAACUGUCCAUGUGUAUCUGGACGGGAAGCGGGUCUGCACCUUGCAAGUGCCUUGGCCUGGCACCUUUCCGCAUCCUGCCUCUGUGUGCCUAGGUGGGGCAUCCGUUGUCGGUGAGGGCCAAGCGACAUGGUCGCUUGCCUCUGCAUUCCUCAUGGAUGGCCUCAUUGCGCCGAGUAUUCCUGCGCUUUUACACGAACUUGUCCCAUCCUACACGGGCAACUUUCAAGCUCCUCUUGCACGGUUCCUUCCCUAUGCCGGGCUAGCACGAAUGCAUGCGCGUCUUAGCGAGCUCGCUGAGGCAAGCAACCCGCGCGGACAGAGUCAGACUUAUCGUGCUCUGAAGAAUGCGCUACAUGUGGCAGCUGCCGAUGUUUUUCCGCUGGACCAUUUCUACCUGCACUUUCAGGCGGACCAUACCCUCCGCUGCGGAGCCCAGGUCCUUAUCCCUAACCAGGCGAUGCCCCAUCUGUUGAAGGACAUACGUCCGUCUGAGAGCCAUGGCAUAGUGGUUGGUCUGCCCACACUGCGCCUCCCCCACCGCUUGGAUGAGGCCAUUUGGUCUCUGGGUGGCUGUGUGGUGCUCCUGCGACUGGUGGAGCUUGCCAAUUCCUCUGCAUCGCUAGAAGCUUGCGUCUGUUUGUUCUUGCGCCUCCUGUCAUUUUCCUGGCGCCUAGCCGAAGACGCCGAACAUAUUCGCGCCUUUGGCAUCCUAAGUGCAUUACUGCGUACAAAGACUCGUCUGAUCACGCUACCAAUCCUGUCUGCUCUACUAGAAGCUGCAGCACCCGCUGCAGGCUGGGCGAACGUGCAACUGUAUCGGGCCGUCCUACUCGAUACAGAUCUCUGGGUCUACACGUCCGACACAGUGCAGCUGGCCUAUGCCAAGCACUUUCAACAGCUGCUGCCGCUGGGUGGACGUGGUCUUGCUGAAGUACACCUCGUGCGCCAACUUAUCCACUAUGCAAUGCGGGCCUUCUGCGUCCCCAUUCAUGUUUUGAAUGAAGCUAUGCAGGCGGCUCUAGAAGGUCACUUUCGAGCGCGCAACAUUCAAGCGCUGGUGCAAUUUUUGGCUAUUCAACUAGGUAACGUGGCCCCCGAUGCUGCCUCACUGGGUGUGGCUCAAGUGCGCACGGGCGAUUCGCUCUUUGUCGCGCCAAUGGAAGCCAAUCAAGCCAUGGUGCCGACACCGCCUACACAGGAUCCUCGUGGCUGUGAAUUGGCGCGGCUCUGGCUAGCCACACUUCUUCGAAUUCUUGCCUUGGACAACGCGCAUGUCAAGUUGGCCGCAGAAGCUGUACAAGCCAAAUGGCUCCUGGUGCUGUUGCGUCCAGGACUGUUACCUCAGGAUGCCGAGCUCGUCUUGCCUCUAGUGCAGCAACUGCUCUCUGCGUCACCCAACUUAGCACACUCGUUCACUCGAAUGGGUGGUUUUCGGGUGCUGGAAGCGACGCUACCCUCACUGUGGCAUGUACCCUCUGUCUUUCCAUGGCUGUGGACGCUUUGUCUCGGACCACGAAAGCGCAUGUCAUCUUUGUUCGAGACAUUCUCAAAGCUAGACGACGCUCCAUUGCACUUUCCACAGGCACUGCGUGUCCUGGUCCAAUGUAUUGGAGCUGGACUCCAAGAAUGCCGCCCCAUUCAGCGUCAGCGACGUGCAUCUGUUCCCAUGGUCUCGCCUGAUGCGACAAGGCUAAGGUCACUAAAAGAAUCAGUGUCUCUCCUCGUGUUACAUGCCGUCGAGCCCAAAUUCUACACUCUACUCAUGCUUGCCCCGACUUUGGUUUGUAUCUUGCGUGCUACAGCUCCGCGCUAUAUGGAUGCACCUUGUGGCGAACCUGUGGCUUCUCUCUGUGAUGACCUCACUGGCAUGCUAGCUUAUUUGAUGGCUAAUAUGACGCUACAAUCUCAUACCCUCACCCUUUUGCACAACAUGCAUGGGGCUAUGCCGACGCCCGACCCACUCGUCCAGUCGCGUUUGUGUGUGGCCCUUUAUAUACCUCUGUUGGAACAGCUAAUGCGGCUGCUCCAAACACGGCCUCUGGGACGCCCGUCCCUGGACCUCGUCGCAGAUAUUUUGGAGCUGACAUCCAACGAGUCUAUGCGAGACCCUCUUCUGCAAAAGCGCAUUUUUGAAUUAGCGGACAUUCUCGUUGGUGCCCCGACACGCAUUCUGUCAUCUCGUGCGCAGAGUCAAGCUACUGUGGCAUUGGAACGCAAUAUUCUACACGGUUUUUCCGUUCCACAAACUCUUCCGGAUGUUUUGCGUUUUUGUGAGCGUGCCAAGCAUUUUGUACUGACGGAGAACGCUGACGAAACCUUCUUGCGAAUUGUAGUUUAUCACUCCUACAUGCACCACGAAAGAAACUUACAUGCGGCUUUAUGCUUGGAGUAUAUGCGCAAUCACUGGCCAAAUCUCGUGCCUGACCAUGACGCAGACCUAGCCGAUUACUCGACCCUCUGGGAAAAUGUAAUGACCUCACAACGUUCAUUUCUACAUCGUUUGACACAUGAACACUGGCGUCAGUGGCAGUGCAAGCCGAGUCCACGAGCUCUGGCUAUGCUAAUCGUACACAAGCGCCUUUCUGCUUGGUACAAUGCCCUUGUAGAGCACAGCACGCUUCGUAACGCUCGCUAUGCUCAAGACACUCGCGAAGAUAUUACGUAUCUUUUAAGAACCUGGUAUGACUUGCGUCAGAACAACCAACUUACCGAUUUGAACACUCGCAUUUGGCAAUUGGAUCCAACGGAAGGCCCAUGCCGCGCACGUAUCAAGCUAUGGUCUGUGCCUGACCAUAACCCAUCAGAUCCACUGACACUACGUCGAACACCCUCCCCCCCUAUACAUACUUCGGAGCAGGAUGCAAGACUACUGCCAGAAGAGUUUGAUGUCGGAACCUCAUCGCAAGACGAGAUUUCUGCGCCUAACGCGUCUUCGCUGCGCAAUGGCAAUGUGCCUGAAGUCGUGGUGGAUGAACUGACGGAACCUGUUGAGUACUAUGAAGACAAAAUUCGAUGGAUUCUUCGGACACUCCAGGCAGGUGAUACGGUGGAAGGCAUCUUCAAUACCGCGCGCGUUGUUGGUGUGGAUGUACAGCCCAGUCUUUUCCUUAUCGGUACUCACCAUCUCUACCUCUUGGAUAAUUUUUUUUACCGCCCAAAUGGAGAGAUUGUCAAUUUUGCAGAUGCCCCCCACGAAGAGCGAGACAUGUUGAUUCUGGCUGCGGGCAUGGCUCUAUUGCCUGAUGUUAAUGAACCUGUACGCGUUUGGCGUUGGGACUUGCUGAAACAUUAUCUUCAUCGUGCUUGGCUGCAUCGGCGGACGGCACUGGAGUUAUUUUUCACAGACGGGCAAAGCUGCCUGCUGGUGCUGCCUUCGCACGAGCACAUAUCCAGGCUUUCCGAUUUGAUUCGUCUGAAAAUGCCACAGGCGCAUGCUGCCUCCGAAGCACUCAUUGAAAGCAUUACCGACUUGGCUACAACAUCAACUCGUCUGCCUCUCCGGCGGCCUUUUGGACGUGCAACGACGGCCUGGCAAGAGAGGCGGCUAUCCAAUGCCGAAUACUUGAUGAUUCUAAAUACCCUUGCUGGACGAACCAUGAACGACCUUGCACAAUUUCCUGUCUUUCCUUGGGUCCUCGCUGAUUAUGACAGCACGGACCUGGACUUAAAACGACCGUCCACUUUUCGACAACUCGACAAACCUAUGGGUGCUCAGCAGGCUGAACGUCAAGCUGAAUUCAUCGAAAGAUACGAGCAACUGCAGCAAGUGCAAAUGGAGCCUUUCCACUAUGGCACGCACUACUCUACAGCUACAAGUGUAUGUGCUUUUUUGAUCCGAGUACAUCCUUUUGCCAACAUAUUGAAAGAACUUCAGGGCGGUAAUUUUGAUCUCCCUGAUCGUUUGUUUGCUUCUGUGCGCGAUACAUGGAUCUCUGCGAGCGAGCGAUCUUGCGCAGAUGUCCGUGAGCUGAUUCCCGAAUUUUAUUUUCUUCCGGAGAUGUUCACGAAUGCCAAUCAUUUUGUUUUUGGCACCACCCAGGCGGGUAAAGAUGUCGAUGAUGUUGAAUUGCCGCCGUGGGCCCACGGAGAUCCUUUCUUAUUUAUUCAGAAGCACAGAGAAGCUCUCGAGUCGGACUAUGUAAGUGCCCAUCUACACGAAUGGAUCGAUCUAAUAUUCGGUUACAAGGCAAGUGGCCAAGAGGCGGUAGCCUCAACGAAUGUGUUUCAUCCUAUGUCCUAUGCCCAUGCAGUUGAUCUAGAGGGUAUCGACUCCCUCCUCGAGCGCCAAGCUGCGGCACAAGUUGUCCACAACUUCGGACAGACACCCGCACAGUUGUUCAAUCGGCCCCACCCUCCCCGUCUUGCCGCACGACCUUUGGAACCCUGGCAAAAUGGUGCAGAUAUGCUCCUGUAUCCCCGACUUUUAAUUCAGAGCCGAGCUCCGGUAGCUCAUGUCCCUGGACCGGUCCAUCGAAUUGACGGGCCUUCCGACUCGUUGUAUGCUUCCACACGCGAACAUGUCCUGCUACGCGAGGCGGAGUUGACGCUAUCCUAUGGAUAUAUGGACAAUUCCGUGCGCUUCUUGAAAUUGGAUGGUCGACCCGUGGCCAUGCUGGAGCAUGCCACUGUCGGACGUAUCACUUGUAUGGAAGCACUCCGUCACAUGGUGGUCUUUGGAUCUGAUGAUGGAAUGGUGCACAUGUAUUCUUUGCAGCUACCAAAUCCUCGUCUUGAAAUACGAGCCGCCUUGAAUGGGCAUACAGCAGCUGUUAUUACCAUGGCUACAUCAACCUCGUGGAGUAUCAUGGUGACAGGCAGCAAAGACCACACUGUAAUGCAAUGGGAUCUGAACCGCUGUCGCUUUAUAAGACAGCUAGAGGGGCCAGAUCAACCUGUGGAACACGUCGCCAUUGACGACAAAAAGGGAUGGAUUGCUGCCGCUGCUGGUACUUCUGUGUGGAUAUGGUCUAUCAAUGGUGUGCUGCUAGUCCAACAGAGCACACGGAGUGCUACAUACCAUCCUCUUUCUAGCAUGACAUUUAUUUGCCGCGAUUACCACAUUGGAAAACUGGGUGUUCUUGUUACAGGCCAUUGUGGUCUCAUUGUGUUGUGGGAUAUUGUGUCGCAGCACGAGCGUGCUUUUGCGCCACGAUGGCGUCUCUCCAAGCUUGCCAUAUUUCCCAUGCGCGAUCAAGAAGAGGUUUCCAUUACGGCUUUGCGGGCUAGUAGCUCAUCCUUGCUAAGCGUCGGCGAUAGCUGUGGGCGGCUCUAUUCUUGGAAUUUACCUGGUGCUUCUGUGCCUCUUGCCAUACCUGACGAUAAAUGUUACGGAGGGUGCCAGCGACACUUUGGCUUUCUUGACAAGAAAAGGACUUGCCAGGGUUGUGGUGGAUGGUUCUGUCAACGCUGCUCAUCCAGCUAUGUUGGUGGCCAGUUACGGCUUUGCUUGAAUUGUGCAGGAUUUUUAGGAUCUAGAGGCAUGAGUCUGUAA
This is a messenger RNA of Malassezia sympodialis ATCC 42132, 6684 nucleotides long. Lineage: Eukaryota; Fungi; Basidiomycota; Malasseziomycetes; Malasseziales; Malasseziaceae. The record is from the annotation of a RefSeq genome assembly.